AUGCUCUGCACGAGGCUGACUGCAGCCUUCGAGGUCAGGCAGGGGGGGAAGCGGAUCUCCACCGCGGUGGUCGCCGCGAAGUUCGAGACGUCCUCCCCGAACACGGUCUGGGGCGUCACGCUGCUGCGGCGGCGCCGCUCCAUGCGCCUGCGCCUGCACGUCUGGCCGGUCAGCCACGACGGCCCCGGCGAGGCCGGGCCCAGCUCCGGCGUGAUCGUGGGCACCGCCGCUGCGCCAGGCGGGCUGCUGCUGACGCUGCUCGCCUCCGGGUCCCUGGCGUGCCAGAGGCUGCACGUGCGCGUCGCGGGCUGA
This is a messenger RNA of Prorocentrum cordatum, 312 nucleotides long. Lineage: Eukaryota; Dinophyceae; Prorocentrales; Prorocentraceae. The record is from the annotation of a GenBank genome assembly.